Molecule: messenger RNA, 2100 nt
Organism: Klebsormidium nitens
Lineage: Eukaryota; Viridiplantae; Streptophyta; Klebsormidiophyceae; Klebsormidiales; Klebsormidiaceae
Source: the annotation of a GenBank genome assembly
CUGACACUGUGUACAAAACUUCCGGUUCCCUCCUCCGCGGCCUUUCAAGUUCUCCCCCGGGACCCCAUCUUCUUCUGCUUCUUCAUCAUGUCAACCAUGAAUGAUGAAGCCCCCUAUGGCCCCUAUCUUCACCUCACCACUUCGACGUGACUUGGAGCUAUGAGCACCAUCUGAUCAGGGACUGAUGGUGUCCCAGCCCGUUGGCAAUGCUCUGCAGUUUGUCAGUAGUUCCGACCAUGUCAUCAAGCAAUGAUUCGACGAACACCUAACCCAUAGAACGUUAAGGCAUCUGUCUGGCAAGAUGAGGUUCUGGAGGGCAGUUACCAAGGCGCGAACCGCGGCCUACCUGUGGUUUACGUUGUUAGAGGUCCUGCUGAGCACAGCAAUGCACGCGGGGUUUGCAUUCACAAUCGCUGCGUCGGCAGUUGCGCGGGAGGUGCUCGUGACGCUGAGGACAGAAGGAGCAGUUGGCAGUGCUGCGGGGGCGUGGUCUGUUGCCAAGUCCUUCACGGGGUACAUCGCAGAGGCGGAGCAGACCCCGGCCAGUUUGAAGCGCGAGCUGAACCGGGCCCCGCCCGGGGUAUUCGACGGGCCGGAGGACGUGCCCAUUGUGUUGGUCCAUGGAAUCUUUGGGUUUGGGAAUCAGAGGCUUUGUGGCACCAGCUACUGGGGCGGGGCGGAGCACCGGGCGAGGAACGUCAUGGUGUCAGAUGUCGGCGCGCUGGCGAGUCUGCACGACCGGGCCUGCGAGCUUUUCUACCAAAUAAAGGGCGGCACGGUUGACUACGGAGAAGCGCACAGUCGAGCUUGCGGGCAUAAGCGGUACGGUAAAACCUGGGACGGGUUUUAUCCAAAUUGGGACGAGAACCAUCCGGUGCAUUUCGUGGGGCACUCGUCCGGCGCGCAGACCAUCCGGCUACUGCACACGAUGCUGGCGGAGGGCGAAUUCGAGGGGCAUCCAAAGACGAACGCGAAGUGGGUGCUGAGCGUGACGUCACUGAGCGGGUCGUUGAACGGGACGACGCGGGUGUACCUGGACGGGUUGAGUUUCUCCGACGGCACCACGCUGCGCCACCCCAGCCUGCUGAGCGUUCUCGCGAUCGGCGUCGUCAUCUUCCACUGGCUUGACAUCGACUUCCUCAAAAAGUUUUACGAUUUCGGGUUCGACCAUUUCGAGCUGAGCUGGCACCAAGCUGGCGUCACGGGGCUCCUCGAGGCGCUGCUAGGGAGGCGGGGCCCGUUUGCUGGGACCGAUUGGAUCCUGCCGGAUCUGAGCAUACAAAGCAGCGCACGGCUGAACAAGCGACUGGCGACGUAUCCGGAUACCUUUUAUUUUAGUUACGCUACUGCUCAGACCCAGGAAGUGUUUGGCCGCCACGUCCCCGCCGGGAGCCAAGUACACCCAUUGUUUGUUUGGAGGGUGCUCCAGAUCGGGAGCUGGACGCACCCCCUGAACGUUCGGCUACCAUACGAAGGUUACAGGGACGAGGAUUGGUGGGAGAACGACGGGGCGCUUAACACUUUCUCGCAAAUGUUCCCGCGGAUCCCGGAGGAGCACGCGCACUGUUACGUGGGGGAGAAGGAGCUUCGGAACGGGCUCGUUCUGCGACCGGGGGUGUGGUACUACACCGUAAUACGUGGGGACCAUAUACACUACAUCAUCAGUCCAACGAGGGGUGGGGACGCGUUUCUGGAGUUGUAUGACAGCAUUUUUGACAGGUGUCGAAACAGGUUAAAAUGGGAGAGCGUGAACGGUCUAGACGGAAUCGAUGCGGUCUGCCGCUGCUUAAGGGAGUGCUUGUGUCAAGUCUCGUAGUUCAAUCUGCAGAGGUGAUCCGGCGGGGUACGAAAGAAACGGUUUGAGUGUGUCCGGGGUUGAGUGUCAUUGGUUCGGCUUGACUAGGUAAGUAAUAGUUGGUAUAUACUAAGACAUUGGAUCCUUUCGUGCAUAACUAUGUUUGUGUUUAACUAGGAGCAGCGGCCGGAAACAUUAUGGCGUAAUAUAAACUAACCUAACUAUGUAACCUAUGACAAUAUUGUUUGGUCGACGUGCCUGAGUAAGUUACCAGGUUGAUCAUUUGUUAUUGUUGUUGUCGCGCA